GGCCGAGAUUAGAGUCAGUGUAGACCGUUCCGUGGCGCGUUCGUAAGCCCACUUAAGACUGUUUUUAAUACUAGUAUUUUUUACGCGAUCCCCUCAAGGAUUUAGCGGAUUUCAGACUUUGAUUUAUCGGUAUCGGUUCUGUGUUUACGUUAGUGGUUGACGGAUAGUCGCGUGCGCUCAUAAUCCACCGGCUUGUAGCGGCUUAUCACGGAUAUCAGCGGAUCUCAUUAGACUCCAGUGGAGUUGACCCAUUGAACUUUCAUACCAACACCAGUUACCGGUCACGAAGAAUGUCCGUUGCGUAAAGACUGCCGCAGUCAGUCACAGCCGCGGCUUGUUUUAAUAAAGUCACCAAAAAGCCUCACCAUUCAUCUACGCGUGUAUAAGGAGGCCCUCGCGGCCGGGAUGGAGCCGUUAAGCGAAAAUGGCCUGUGUUUGAGUGAGUUGGAGCUGCAUGGAGGCGGACACUUGCAUGAGUCGGUGGCUGCUUCGGUGGGCUCGGCCAUAUCCAGCCUGAUGGGACCUCUGCAUCAUGAACCACAGCAUACGCCGCUGCAUCAUGCACCGCCGCUACACCACGAGCCACUAGAGAAAUUAAAACUAUGGGCAGAAACGGGCGAAUUUCGGGACAGUGGGCACUCGUCGCUCACAUCUGGCGGGUCCGGAGUGGAACAGUCGCUGUACGCGCCGCCGCGACCUCGGCGGGAUCGGAAGAUGACGGACGAUAGUCGACAGUUAUCGUCGGAACCGACGAUCAAAACUGAGUCGACGACCCCCGGCGUCGGCCCCGACGACCCGUCACUCGACGAUAAAGGCGACAAGAAGAACAAACGCCAACGACGACAGAGAACCCACUUCACCAGCCAACAGCUUCAAGAGCUGGAGGCGACGUUCGCGAGGAACCGGUACCCUGACAUGUCCACGCGGGAGGAGAUCGCAAUGUGGACCAACUUGACUGAAGCGAGAGUGAGGGUUUGGUUCAAAAAUCGGAGAGCUAAAUGGCGGAAAAGGGAAAGAAACGCGAUGAACGCGGCGGCGGCAGCCGCCGCCGACUUCAAGAACGGCUUCAGCACUCAAUUCAACGGUCUGAUGCAGCCGUUCCCCGACACGGAGGCGUUGUACUCAUCCUACCCGUAUAAUAAUUGGGCGGCGAAGGUCCCGAGUCCUCUGGGUACGAAGAGCUUUCCGUGGCCAGUGAAUCCUUUAGGGUCGGUGGUGCCGGCGAGUCACCACCAAGGGUCUGUGAACUGCUUCAACACGGCCACGUCGAUGGGCGCCGUCGGGGGCGGCGGCAUGGGCGCCGUGGCCGGGUCCACCGUGGGCGCGGGGGUCGCCCCCUGCCCGUACUCGGCGCCGCCCAACCCGUACAGCAUGUACCGCGAGCCGUGCCCCGCCAUGUCAUCGUCCAUCGCGUCGCUCCGGCUGAAGGCCAAGCAGCACUCCUCGUUCGGCGGCGGCUACGGCGCCGUGUCGCCGGUGUCCCGCGCGGGCUCGGCGCCGCUGUCCGCGUGCCAGUACGCCGCCGCCGGCGUGGGCGUCUCCGACCGCGUGCUCUGAGACGAGGCCCGCGGCCGCGAGGAGUCCCGCUGCGCCGCGCAGCCUCUGCUCGCGGUCGCCAGAGCCUCCUAGUCGCCACCGCCGCGCGGGCCGCCGGACGCCGCGCAAGGACUUUACUGUCACCUCUGGGAUUGGUUCGACUGAGUUCCGACGUCAAGUGACAGACGUGUGAAACUUCAGGCAAUAAUUAUAAACGAAUCGUUAUAGACGAUCUUUGUAAAUAUGUAGUUAUGUACUUAAUACGUAUACCAAAGCUAUGUGUGCAAUUUUUACAAGCUUGUAUGUAGAUAUUACGAUAUAUUGUUUUGUUUACGAUACCUGGGAAAGUGUAAAAAUAUUAUUAGGUUAUUUAUUUUUAUUUUAAAUAAGUAUUGAGGCAUUUUAAUGUUUAAACCAUUAUAUAAUUUUAAAUAAAUUGACCUAGUGUGAAAGAUAAAUGGCAAUCAGCAUUUAAAUUAAACUUAUUUCAAAUGUAAUAUUAAUAUAUUUAAUAAAACUAUUCGAAAAAAUAUCUUUAAAUUUCAGAGUUGUGAUGAAUGAAGUUAAUGCAUUUUAAAUAAAGCUUCUUCAAAAUUUAAACUGUGUAUUUAUUCGUAACAUUAAUAACAUUAUCUUAAUAUAAUUGCUGGAUUAAAUAAGUAUUAGUCAUUGGUUCAGAAAUGAAAGCGUAUUUUCAAUAAACUGCGUUAUUAAGAUAUCUGUUACUAAAUUGAAACGGUUUAAAGUUAUGAAAAUAAAUAUUAAGGUUCCUAUUUGCAAUAUUCAAUAUACAUUUAUUACAUUUAGUGAAGAAAAGCCAUUGAUUUGUUUAAACGAACAUUAAUGUAUUUAAUAGAAGAUUCAACAUACAAUGAGAUUAAUGUAACAAGGAUCUCACUACAAAUACUAGUAUAUAUUUAUUAAAACAAUUUUAAAUUGUAUAUAGUAUUAAUACUUUAUAUCACAUUGUAAUUAGUUAGUAUUCCACAAGCGUGGGUCUAAUGUUAAUGAAAUCUGUGUAAAAUUGUAAAUAAUGCGACUUAUUGUAACACAGCUGAAAUGAGAGGUUUUCCUUUUAAACAUAUCAAUCAAAAUAUAUGCGAGCGAGUCAAGUUUCCAAUUAUUUUGUAAAUUUAUUACAAACACGGAUCGUUUUGUAACUUAUAAACCUCUAGUCACAAUAAAAAUAAUAAUGAGAA
This is a messenger RNA of Leptidea sinapis, 2735 nucleotides long. It is a transcript of the gene Ptx1, whose product is annotated as pituitary homeobox homolog Ptx1. Bases 406 to 1557 code for a protein of 383 amino acids. Gene Ontology annotation, biological process: anatomical structure morphogenesis; regulation of transcription by RNA polymerase II. Gene Ontology annotation, cellular component: nucleus. The transcript has 5 exons. The record is from RefSeq and is a predicted model, not a curated record. Gene Ontology annotation, molecular function: DNA-binding transcription factor activity, RNA polymerase II-specific; RNA polymerase II cis-regulatory region sequence-specific DNA binding. Lineage: Eukaryota; Metazoa; Arthropoda; Insecta; Lepidoptera; Pieridae.